CAGAGACUGAACGGCGAGCUUCCUCUCAGCGAGAGCGAGCUGGAGAGCGUCUUUGACUGCCUGGAUUCUGACGGCAACGGCUUCCUCACCCUGGAGGAGUUCUCCUCCGGCUUCAGUGCGUUCUUACACGGUCAAAGCUCAGACCAGAGCAGGAAGGAGGGAAACCCGGGUCAGGUCCUCCCAGAGGUGUGGGAGGAAGGCCCAGCGAGGCCGGGCGAGUACGAGGAGGAGGAACACUUCUCUACGCUCAUGGACAGACUUGGAGCCAGCAGCGCUUUUGAGGAGAACUUGUCCUGGGACUGUGAUCAGCUGUGCAAACAGAACAGAGCUGGAGACUCCAUCUACCAGCACAGCAGCUUCUGUGCUCUUUAG
Oryzias melastigma (Indian medaka) is the source of this 372-nucleotide messenger RNA. RefSeq names its product EF-hand calcium-binding domain-containing protein 4B. The record is from RefSeq and is a predicted model, not a curated record. NCBI's taxonomy places the organism in Eukaryota, Metazoa, Chordata, Actinopteri, Beloniformes, Adrianichthyidae. Gene Ontology annotation, molecular function: calcium ion binding.